CGUCCCGCCUUCGCUGGGCUCUGGCUCCGGCUUCCCCGCCCGCCCCUUCCUUCCUUCCUUCCCCGCUCCCUCCCUGCCUGGCUGCAUCCUGCUCGGUGCAGGCCGGCGUGCGGCGGCGGCGGGGCUGGGGGGCGCGGGGCGGGGGGGGGGCAUGUGGCCGACGCUGGCCCUCGGGGCCCUGCUCUUCCCGGCCCUCUUCGCCGCCAGCCUGCGGACUCUGGGCGGCCUCGCGCCGGGAUGGAGCCGCAAGGACCGGAUCGUCUUCAGCGGCAGGCUGGUUUCCUCCUUCCAAGCCACGAUGGCAACGCUCUCGGGCAUCAUCGUCAUCAGUAGCUGCAAGGACGUGGUGCAUGACAGGCACUGGUUGGCCCAGGAGUACACCUGGAUCGUGGUUUCCUACAUGACCUACGACCUCUACGUCAUGUACCUCUGCUACUGGCACAAGAGCCAAGAGAAAGGGGAGGACCUGAAAAAGCACACCCUGGCCAGCUUGAAGGGCUUCCUGCAGAGGGAACGGCUGAUGGUCACUCACCACAUCUUCAUCCUCGUCAUCCUCACUCCCGUCGCAGUGCAUCUUCGGGGGGACCUGGGAGACUUCUUCGUGGGCUGCAUCUACAUGGCAGAACUCAGCACUCCCUUUGUAUCCCUGGGCAAGAUCCUGUUGCAGCUCAAACUGCAAGACUCGCUUUUGCACAAAGUGAACGGGAUCCUCAUCUUGGCCACCUUCUUCCUGUGCCGCAUCCUCCUCUUCCCCUUCAUGUACUGGACCUACGGCCGGCAUUCGGGCCUGCCCAUCUACGAGGUGCCGUUCCGCAUCCCCUUGCACUGCAACGUGGCCAACGCCCUGCUCAUCGCCCCACAGCUCUACUGGUUCUUCCUCAUCUGCCGCAAGGCCGUGCGCCUCUACAGUGCCUCGCCGACUCCGGACCGGAGCAGAUAACAGCGGGUUUGGGCUUGCCUUGCAAGCACUGGGCUCGGAGGUGCCCCCCUCCCUUUCACAACCGGCGACUUAGGGAUCGAGGGUCUGGAACUUGCGGGGGGGAAGGGGUCUGGUGGAACCUGCCGCAGAGGCCUGAGUUACCUUCGCCGACAGACAGAAGAAACGGGGCCGGUUCGGGGCCAGUCUGCCGCCUUCCUGCUCUCCUCCGUGCGAGAUUAACCGGAUCCUGUGACGGCCAAGCUGUUGCUGGGUUCCUGCCAGGAAAAACAGUGGUAGCUGGAUAUGGAAUAUUUGCAAGCCAGUAGAACUACGGGUGCCAGAAUCUGGUAGCAGCCUCUCCAUCUCUAGUGGCCCCCGGUAGCCUUUUGAGGUUGGGAUGGGGCCCAGACCAGUCUGAAUCACGGGGCCUCUCCGUUCCCGUCACCUGUCCACCUGCUUCCUCAACCACGCCGUGCGCCCAGGUCUUCCCAUUUCUCCUUCCGACUGCCUUAUGUCCCUGCCAGUCCGGGCACUCUGUCCCUCCACCCCAAAGCAAAUGCAAGACUACACUACUGACUCUUGGAAAAGAAACCCACAAGGUCAGCUCAGCUGCACAAGGUCCCUAAAAAAAAUUGAAUGCUGUAAGGUUUGGCUCCAUCAGGGCUGUCUGUAUUCUGCACUGUGUAAAAAAAAUUCAGGUCCCCGUGUUUCAGCUUUUAGAAGAAGAGGAAUUUGGAUGUAUACCCCACCUUUCUCUCCUGUAAGGAGACUCCCGGUGGCUUACAAGCUCCUUUCCCUUCCCACAACA
Sphaerodactylus townsendi is the source of this 1727-nucleotide messenger RNA. RefSeq names its product TLC domain containing 3A (gene TLCD3A). Gene Ontology annotation, cellular component: endoplasmic reticulum; membrane. The transcript is spliced from 5 exons. Gene Ontology annotation, biological process: lipid homeostasis. NCBI's taxonomy places the organism in Eukaryota, Metazoa, Chordata, Lepidosauria, Squamata, Sphaerodactylidae. The record is from RefSeq and is a predicted model, not a curated record. Bases 152 to 940 code for a protein of 262 amino acids.